Gekko japonicus is the source of this 2073-nucleotide messenger RNA. RefSeq names its product tripartite motif-containing protein 7-like. The record is from RefSeq and is a predicted model, not a curated record. Lineage: Eukaryota; Metazoa; Chordata; Lepidosauria; Squamata; Gekkonidae. The transcript is spliced from 8 exons. Gene Ontology annotation, molecular function: zinc ion binding; protein binding. Bases 13 to 1599 code for a protein of 528 amino acids.
UACUGCGCAGCCAUGGCGGCGGCGGGUCCCCUGAAGGAGCUCUGCGAGGAGGCCUCUUGCUCCGUCUGCCUGGACUAUUUCCAGGACCCGGUGACCAUCGCCGAGUGCGGCCACAACUUCUGCCGGGCCUGCCUGAAUCGCAGCUGGGGGGAGCCGGGGGCCUCGUCCGAGCCUUCCUGCCCCCAGUGCAGGGGAAGAGCUCAGCCCAAGAACCUCCGCCCCAACCUGCAGCUGGCCAACUUUGUGGAAAUAAUCAAAAGAUUCGCUCUGCAGGAGGGGAAAGAGGCCGGUGGGAAGGAGGGAGUCUGCGAGAAGAAGCACGGGGAGCCCCUGGAGCUCCUCUGCGCGGUCUGCGGCAGGUCCCAGGAGCCCAGAGAUCCUCUGCAGGAGGCGGCCCGGGCCCAAGAGAAGGAGGUCGUCGGGACAGCCGGAAAAGGGGGAGUUUGCCAGAAGCACCAGGAGCCGCUGAAACUCUUCUGCAAGGACGAUCAAGCUCUCAUCUGUGUGGUCUGCGACCGAUCCAAGGAGCACAGAAAUCAUGAAACCCUUCCUCUUGAGGAGGCCUCCCAGGAGUACAAGGAUCAGUUCUGCACCUGUCUGGAGAUUCUGAAGAAGGAGAGAGAGAGGAUUUUGGCGUAUAAAGGAGACGUGGAGAAGGAAAGCCAAGACCUGCUCAAGCAAACCAAAGGAGAGAAGGAAGAGACAGUAGCAAAGUUCAGGCAACUGCAUGAAUUUCUGGAGGAACAAGAGAAACUUUUGCUGGCCCAGAUGGAAGAGGUGGAGAAGGAGGUGGCAAGAAACAGGGACCAGCGUGUGGCCAGACUCUCUGAGGCGCUCUCCUCUCUGGAAAGCCUCAUCCAGGAGAUGGAGGAGAAGUGUCAGCAGUCGGCCAGAGAUCUCCUGCAGGAUGCCAGAAGCACCUUGCAGAGGUAUGAAAAAAGGGAGUCGUGUGAGAAUCCAGCGGCUUUUCCUCUUGCAGUGAAGUGGCGUAUCUGGGACUUCUCGGAUUUAAAUCUCCUUUUGGAGGGCAUCAAGAAGCAACUCAAAGACGCUCUGGAUUCUGGACUUCACUUGCAGAAAGUAAACGUGACUCUGGAUCCAGACACGGCCCAUCCGCGACUCAUCCUGUCUGAGGGUCAGAAAAGCGUGAGAGAAGGAGAAAAAGACCAGGCUCUGCCUAACAAUCCUGAGAGAUUUGAGCAGUACUUUAUUGUGCUGGGCCGUAAGGGAUUCAUAGCAGGCCGCCAUUUCUGGGAAGUCCUUGUGGGAAGAGAGGAAAAAUGGCUUGUGGGGGUGGCCAGAAAGUCUGUGAGGAGGAAGGGACGCAUCACCUUUAGCCCUGAGGAAGGGUUCUGGACUGUGGGGAAGUGGUCAGGGACGUACAGGGCUUCCAUAAAAGAUCAUUACCCUCCUCUGACCCUGAGUGGUGAGCCGAAGAGGAUCCGAGUGUGCCUGAACUACGCUGGGGGGCGAGUGGCCUUUUUUGACGCUGACCAAGCAGCCAUGAUCUACGAGUUCUCUGGAGCCUCCUUCCCUGGAGAGACCCUCCUGCCCUUCUUUUACGUGUAUGGAAAAGGCCACCUCAAAAUCUCUUCUUAGGACCUUUUCUUCACGCCAGGACCAUCAAUAAGAAAAUAUUAUUUCUCAAGAGCCUCAGGUUUUUUUUAGUCCUGUAAAGGCCUCUCCUGUCUCCAGCCAUCAAAACUGACGAGUAAAAUUGAGACAUUUUUUUCCUCCACUGCCCAACAUUCCUCCCCACCCCUUUGUAUCUUAUUUCUGAAAGCGACAGUAACACUUUUCACAUUGUAAAGAAUAGCAGGCUUGUUCUAAAGGUGAGCUCCAAACAAGACCCUCUCCAACCACUAUUCUCUUCAAGCACUAGAGGAACCACUGCAGGCCCUACAGAGGAAGAAGAGGCCCUGAAUCUUCCCAUUACUAUUUGGGGCAUCCUCUUUUUUUUACUGGGCACCAUCUGUUAGGAUUUGCCUGUGUUCAGCCAGCCCUUUCUGACCGGCACUGAAGAUGCUGUCCCUGUCAAGGUUGCUGUGUUCAUAGCACUUGUGUUUCAGUUAU